AUGGAUGUUGUCCAGAAAGCGCUCCUGUCUUGCACUGAGUCCCUGGUACUUGGCCAUGGGCACGGUUUCCAAAGCGAGGUCUCAGCUGCGGGUCCUCAGGACAUUCUGAUGGCCAGCCUGGGCCACUUGCUCCUGAAAGAUGUGAAGGAUUUGGGAUUAUUUCAAUCACUUAGGAUCUGCUCUUUGCCCGACAAUUUUAUUACAGCAAUAGAUGCUCUCGCAGAAUGUGUACUUUUGGUGAAAUUGGAUCUCAAUGGUAACCAGAUUGUCCAACUACCAGAUGCAUUGUUUUGGGCAAAGCUGGGACAGCUGCAGCUUCUUAAUCUCCAUGACAACCACAUGGAGACAAUACAGAACACCAAGGGAUUGGCUGGCUGCCCAAACCUCACUGGGCUGACCCUCUACGACACCCCAUUCAGUCUGAAGGGGGACUACAGAUGCACUGUGGUCUACAGCAUGUGGUCACUGAGGGCCUUGGACCGCCACGUGAUCUCAGACCAGGAGCUGGCCAGUCUCCACUUCCCCCCAAAGUUCAAAGCCUUCAGCCCAAACCUUUUAGUAAACCUUAGUAGUCCAUCAGCGCCACUGGACCGAUAUCAGGGCGAAAUUAAGUCAACUCACAAAAUCCUUUCGGAGAUUCACAGGAUUCAGGCGACAUAUUGCCCCAUUCUCAUCAUCCAACGUUGGAUUAGAGGUCACUUGACAAGAAAAAGGCUUGGACUAGUCAAAGCAGUACCUCGGCCUAAACAGAGGAAAAGCCCCCAUGCUACAUUGGAUUCCGCAGCUGAGCAAACCACUCAGCAUAGCUGGGGCAGUGAUUGUUUGGGAGAAGAGGAAAUGCAGGUCUGUACUAGACAACAAAGAAGAAAACCUAAAGAGGUUCCCAAGGUGUUGUCGUUUCCUAUGCACUGCUGCAAGGUCGCGUUGCUCAACGUCGUCCACCCUCCCAGAGACGUGCCCCCCGUCCGGCACCGGGAGAGCCAAGACCCCCGCCGCGCUGUUCAGAACGUCCACUCCCGGCGAGAGAACAAAUCCAGAACCUCCAUACAACACGUUGGCUUCUGCACGGGCGUACACAUGGACGCCAGUGAGAAAAGAUGGAUGUUCUGCCCUCAGGGAGUUCUCAACAAGGUUGAGAAAGAUUGUGGAAAACGACUGGAGACCAGAGCUGAGAUCAUGAAGCUUAAGACAGAGCAGGUGACCCGGUCCUUAGAGUGGAGGCAAGGCGCCAAAACCGCACGCCAAAGCUUCAUAGAGAGCAAACGGAUGGAGGCGGUGGGGAAGGGGAGGCGGGAACGGGCUCUGAUGGAGGCCGCCGUUCAGCAGAAGAGGGUCAGCCUGGACAGGGAGGUGGAGGACGCAAGGCUGAGGCACUUCGCCUUCCUUGAGGAGAAGAAGAGAGCGGCCUUAGAGCGGGAGAUGGAGAGGGAGUUCAGCUGGCGGCUUGCCUCGGUGUCCAAGAUCAUGGACAAAUACAGCGCCCAGCAGAAAGCACUCGCCCUCAGACAAGCAACGAGCAAGAGCGUAGUCAGGUCCAGGGUGAAACCAGGGUUCCCGAAACCUCAACAGAUACCUGUCCAGGUACUCCCAGAAGAUGCACCAUGAGAACCGUCAGUUUGGCAUGUGUGUGAGUGGA
Molecule: messenger RNA, 1636 nt
Organism: Gadus chalcogrammus (walleye pollock)
Lineage: Eukaryota; Metazoa; Chordata; Actinopteri; Gadiformes; Gadidae
Gene: lrriq3
Product: leucine rich repeats and IQ motif containing 3
Exons: 5
Coding region: 1-1605 (534 amino acids)
Molecular function (GO): protein binding
Source: RefSeq, a predicted model, not a curated record